AUGGGAGGCCAUGUAAGUCCCUUGUCCACCUUUUCAAUUCUGUAGCCAUAGUGGAAUCGCCGUUUUCUGAUACGCCAAUAUAUUUUUUCAAGAGAAUUUGACACGCCAAUAUAUUUUUUUCAAAAAAAACUGACAAAUUGACACGCCAUUUUUAAAAGUAUAUUUUAUUUAAAAAUACAACGACGUAGCUAUAUAUUUAAAUGUAUUGAUGUCACAAAGUGUACAAAUAACAAAUGUACCAUUUUUAACGCAAAUGAAUAAUUGAUUUUUAAAUUUGCAUCAACGCAUGUUUAAUGCAUGGCUACAUGUAAAUACAGUUUCACAUUGUAUAAUCAUCAAAUUAUCGAUUCAAUAUCAAAAUGCCAGAAUUUUAUAUAUUAAUAUACAUAUUUAAUAUAAUUUUGAAUUCGUCUUGUAUUAAAUAUCGUACUUGGGUAGCAGGAUUACUAUGGAUUAAUCAAAUAAACAGACACCAUCCUACCUAGUACCUUCGUUUGAAACCAUCGAGUCCAUUGACCAUUUUCUCAAAUUUAGGGCUGCUAGUGAUGGGCGAUACCGAGUACUCGGUAUUCGAUACCAGCGAUACCACAAACAGCGGUAUCGGUAUCGAUUACUGACGUGGUAUCGUUCGAUACUUGCACCCUUUUUUAAACGACUUGUUUAAUUUCACUUCUUGGUUGAAUAAGACUUAAUGAACCACUAAAAUAACUCUUAAUAUUCCAAAUGUGGUGCACCAAGUCAUGUUUAAAAAAUAUUUAUUACGUUUCGAGCUUUUGGUUUACUUAUUAGCUUUUUAUUAGCUUUAUUUAGGUUACAUACAGUAGUUUAAAAUGGUUUUCCGUUAACCGGCAGGUAUCGAAAGUGGCCGAUACUAGCAAUUUAAGUACUCACUUCCGGUAUCGAAAAUUGAAAUUUUGUGUUCAUUUUGGUAUCGAAAUAGGUAUCGGUAUCGACCGAUACCGAUCUUAAAAGUAUCGGUAUCGGUAUCGAAUUAAAAAUCCUGGUAUCGCCCAUCACUAAGGGCUGCACAUUUUGGCGCGUAUUUGUUGUUUAUAACUUUAUAGGCCUGCUAAAUUUGCGGUCAGUUGACCCUGUGGUUCCCCAUUACUUGGUGUAAAAUUUAUAUUUCCUUCCGGGUUCACCGAAGGCAAAGCGAUCUUAUUAUUUUAAAAAUAUUUUAAAAAUUCGAUCGAAGGAUUCGAAGACAGUCAAUCUGUCAAUUGUAUGUUGUACAAUACGCCACGCUUUGCUAUCCUAGAAAAUCUACGCCACGCCAAACGGAGCACGUAAUAUUUACUUGUUUACGCCACGCCAAAUUAAUUUUCAAGUCCACAGAUACGCCAAUAUAUUUGGCGUAACAUACGGCGAUUCCACUAUGGUUCUGUAGCAGCAUUGUUUGCCUCAUGUGAAGUGCUUGUUUCACCCUCCAUUAUAUUAUUUAAAAUAUUUUAUUUGCUUAGCCUUAGCCCUAUGUCAGUUGUUUAAUCCUAUAGUUAUUAUCUACCUAAUUUUAAAUUGACUUCCUAUUAAUUUAAUUUAAUUAAAAUAAUCCUAUCUAAUGUUUAUAUGCUAGCUAAAAAUUUAUUAAUACAAGACUUUGCUAAUUUAAAUUAAUAAUUUAUAUGUAAAUAUUAUGUUUUAACUCACGAGUAUUUUAUCGAACUAGAAUGAAGGAUAAGAACCAAAGCAAACUUCAGCUCGAGGACAAAACAACAGCAGAAAACGAUGAAAAACACUUUCAACUUUAUAUUUUCUUGUUACAGCUAGAAACAACUCAUUUAAAUUCAGAUAUUUUCGCGCCAAAACAUCUUCAAAACAUUUUGUCAGGCUAUGGCUGGCAAUGGCAAAUUCGAACAAAAUUUUGGCUAACAUUUGUCAUUUUCAUGAAGCUAAAAAUGGCAUUUUUGAAGCUAUAGGAUUAAAAUAACCUUGAAAUCUGAUGAGAUUAACUAUCGAUUGGGCUUAUUUUUCAAAAAAAUUUAGCCGAUCGCCAGUAGAAAAGCUAACUCACCUGUUUUGGUUGAUGUGGUCAAGUUUUCGCGAGCGAAUUUAGGGGAGGCGUGUGUACAACUGGUCGUCUUCACAACAAAUUUUCUUCGCCACUAAUGAGCCGAAUUUCUUUAAAUUUUCUACAUGAGCACUGCCAAACACCCUCGUUAUUUUCCACACAAAAUUGCUAUUGAUCGAAGCCGAAUAGAGUAAAAAAUCCGUCGUUGUUUCCUCCCGAACGAAAUCGCUCGCUCAUGCGACAGCCAUUUCGUUCGAAAGCAACCUACAGCCUCCUACCGUCAUGCUUAGCGAGCAUAUCGCUAUUACGCAAGUGGUCAAUUCCUACUGGCUAUUGUGUACAAAGGCAUUUUGGCGCGUAUUGUCCAGGCCGAGCCAUUUGAAAUGUAGUUCACCGCGUGGUAAUGGACUCCCUAAUAUCUGGGCCUAAUACUGUAUGCUCACAAAGUGAGUGCAGAUUACAGAUCAAGUUUUAGAUGAUGCUGUUCUGGGGGGCUGCACAAGGCAAGCUGAAAAAUUGCUUGGCUGUGGUGAGAAUCGAACCUUUGGCCUGUUUGUCCGAUGCUCUACCAACUGAGCUACGAGGUCAAGUCGAUUCGAGUGUGUGACAUUGGCUGACUUGACCUCAUAGUUUAGUUGGGCGAACGUUGGACCAGCAAGCCAAAGAUUGCUAUCGCGGUCAAGCAAUUUCAACUUGCCCGGUGACCUAACCCUCCUCCCUCCCCCCCCCCUCCCCACUUUUCUUCAGGGCCAAUUUUGUAAUUCUUUCAAAUAUUAAAGAGGGGAAGAUUAGCCCCCGACCCACUCUUUGGCGCUGGCUACUCUGAGAGUAACAUCAUCUAAAACAAUUUGAGUUCAAAUACCACAGUCACUACAUUUUCUUAUCUAAAAUAUCAAGUCUGUUAUCAGCGGUGAAUUAACUUGACCCAUAAAGCGCCAGCGCUCUCUCCUUAACGAGUUAAAUCGUCUGGCGUCAGACGGAGUACAAUGCUAAAGUUGGGCGCGUUAAGGCGCAAUGUGAUAGUUUAAUGGGUUAAAGUGAGCCCGUAGUGAACUGUUUUAUUUGUUUUGCAUCAUAUUGUUCUUUUAAGAGCAGUGUUUUGUCAGGAUGUCAACAAGGAAUUUCCAUAUCUGUUUUUAGGAAUUCUUCGUGAACAAUAAUGCGAUUCCAGAGGAGUGCUCUGAAAUUAUGUCAAUGACAUCGUUCUCAGCUGUCAGGAGUACGUCAGGAUCGUAUAAGGUACAGACAGAUCUCUUGUACGGCAAGCCUGCUUCACACGAGAGAAACUUGCUGAGGUAGCUACCUCAGCAAAAAACUACAAUCGUGUUCUAAUCUCACAAAAAAUAUUAAAUGUUCUUAGGGAGAUCGUGUGUUUGUCAAAGUUUUGCCAAGAAUUGUGGAUAUCUCCAAACCAAUGCAGCGAGAAUUACGCAUGGUGAGUAUUUUAAUAUGGAGAGAAUUUUUACAGUUUGAUUUGGUUAUACCAGUAGUGCGACUAACCACAAUAUAUUUUUUGGUAUGUGUAAUAUUUGGGUCAUUUGUAAUAUAUCUUUAUAGUAAAAAAUCCAAUCUUGAUCAACUUUUUCACUGUCAAUGUUUCCGGAUAUGAUGUCAUUAGGUGAAUUGCAAAUUAGUUUUCCUUUUGGUUGCAAAUUAGUUUUCCAAAAAUUCACCUAAUGACAUCAUAUCCAGCAACUUCGACUGAAAAAGUUGAUCAAGAUGAGCGGUUUUUUACUAUAAAGAUAUCUUACAUUUCUUCUUCGAAUGAAAUUAUAUUUGGGGUUAGUCGCACAAGAAAAAUCACUAUCUUGUGAAUAGCGCCAUCCGUUCUUCGUACAAGACAAGAUUUAGACAAAACUAACAAUAGUUUUAUUUGUAGUUAAGGCACAUUCAUCACGAAAACUUAAAUCCUUUCAUUGGUCUGGGUUGUGAAAAUAGCUAUAUCUGGAUUUUAAUGCAACUUGGUUCAAAAGGAACCUUAGAGGUUUGUAUUCCACACCAUUUUUUGUGCACAUUCUUGGAAGUUUAGAUUAUAUAUAAGUUUGUUUUCAUUCCAGGAAGUACUUGCCAAUCCCGAUAUAACAUUGGAUCACCGUUUUAUUUUAUCUCUAGUCUAUGAUAUUGCCAAGGUUAGUGCUAUAUUCGGUAAAUGUUUUCAAAAUUACAGCGGUCCCGUGUUACAGCUAGUAUGUUAGCUUUUGGACAAGCGUACUUAUCGUAGAAAAACUGGCUAAGUUGGUAAGAAGACUUGGCAAUAAGAAAACGUGUCAUAAAAAACUUACUUGUCUUUAAGCCCGUUCUCCACUACGCGAAUUUGUUCGCGCGACGCGAAGCGAAAACCGAAAUCCGGCAACGUGAUUGGUCGGCGAAAAAAUUCGCGGCGAAAAAGUAGGAUCGCUUCCUACUUUUUAUCUGUUCGCGCGAAUAAAUUCGCCUAGUGGAGAACGGGCUUUAAAGAUGGUCACCACGUUUGCCUUUCAAGCUGGGAGACCCGGGUUCAAUCCUUGGUCGGACCUCUACUGAACGUCUUAAAAUAAUGGACCCAUUCCCUAAUGAACAAAAUUUUGAUCUAGACAAGUCUGUCAAGUCUAGACAAACGUUUCACCACAGCUUGAAAGAGCAUCACAAAAUUAGUAAUAUUCUGAAGUUUCGUUGCGAAAUGUUGUAAAAUGCGGAUAAUAUAGCACUGCGAAGUUUGCCGUUUUUCAGUCAUUUUGUAUUACGCACGGGAAAUUGAUACCGCUUUCUGAUAAAAGGUAUCAAUUUCCCGUGCGUAAUACAAAAUGACUGAAAAACGGCAAACUUGGCAGGGCUAUAUUAUCCGCAUUUUACAACAUUUCGCAACGAAACUUCGGAAUAUUACUAAUUUUGUGAUGCUCUUUCAAGCCGUGAUAAAAUUGUUGUCUAGAUCAAAAUUUUGUUCAUUAGGUAAUAGAUCCAUUGAGGAGAAAGAGCUGACUGACAUCAGUAAAUGGUUGGACUUUCGCGUCUUCUCGGAUAAGGACAUUGAAAUCAUAGGUGCCUCGGAUCCCCUACCAAUUGGGCAAUCCGUUCAUGAGUGAGAAACUCAACUAAACCUUACUAGAUAAUUUUAUAAUAAAUUUAUAAAUAAUAAUUUUUCUGUAGGGAAUGACAUUCCUCCAUAGCACCGACAUACGAUCUCACGGGAACCUCAAGUCAAGUAACUGUGUGGUCGACAAUAGAUGGGUGUUAAAAAUAACUGAUUACGGAAUACCAGAUAUCAGGUCGAGACAGGCAAGAUACAUGGGGCCCGAUAACGAGGAUAAAAAAUUUAGAGGUACAAUUUCUACCUGUUAUCACUGAACCGAGAGAAGAAGACCCUUGCUGGACCAAUAAAGAGAAUUGUUUAGAACUGCACUGAACCAUUGAGCGAUGACCUUUGCUGGACCUAUCCAGUAUAAAUAAAGUUAGUUUAGUUUAGGUUUCGUCCUGUAGUAACACUGGAUCAAUAAGCUGGACCUAUCCAGUAUAAAUAAAGUUAGUUUAGUUUAGGUUUCGUCCUGUAGUAACACUGGAUCAAUAAGAGACGAUCCUUACUGGACCUCUAGGAAGAACAGUUUAGAACUGAUAGAGAUAUCCAGUAUAAAUAAAGUUAGUUUAGUUUAGGUUUCGUCCUGUAGUAACACUGGAUCAAUAAGAGACGAUCCUUACUGAACCUCUAGGAAAAACAGUUUAGAACUGAUAGAGCUAUCCAGUAUAAAUAAAGUUAGUUUAGUUUUGUGUGAAUGAGGUUCCCUUUCAAAACUUAAUAAAAACGUAUCAGGGAAUAACUGUGUAUGUCAAUGGUCCGCCAAGACAUUUGCCAAUCUAUAGGUAAUUCACUUGUUUAUUUGCAGACUUAUUGUGGAAGGCACCAGAACUUUUAAGAGAGACAGAUCCCCCGCCAUGUGGCACCCGUAAAGGAGAUGUAUACAGCUUUUCCAUAGUUUUGGAGGAAUUUCAUACUUUAAAAUCACCUUAUUCGAACAGCGAUAUUUCUGCUAGAAGUAAGUGCAAUAUUUCAACUAUAUAACUUGACAAAUUAUCUUUUUAUUAGCUCAGACCCUAUUGACAAAAGAUCAUAGAUGCAAUAACCACUGAAUUGAAAUGAAGAAAUGCUUUUCUAUCACAGGAAGUUUACGCUAUUUUUCUAUGACUGAGUUGUGUAAAUUUUUGCCACUCAUCACAAAAGUGCAAAGUUUGUUUCGAUGAAACUUUGCACUGAAAUUUAAGACUAAAUUUAGAAAGCCUUCGACUCGAUCAGGUUCAGAUUAGCACUUAAAUAUAAUCUUAAAUAUUUGUUUUAUUUUACAGAUAUUGUGGACCGUGUAGUGGAUGGCGAACUGCCGCCAUAUCGUCCUGUUGUUAUUCACCCUAUCGAGAAUGCUGAACGUUUGCUGGCUUUAAUGAAAGAAUGUUGGCGGGAAAAUCCUGACAAGCGACCUUCGUUUCAAGAAAUAAAAUAUGAAGUCGAGAGCGCCAUGACUAAAUGUGGAUUGUAAGUCCUUGCAUUUGUAUUUUAAACUAUUCGCUCCAGUGAGCUCCUUAUAUAACUCGAGCGAGAAGUCGAGUCGAAAAAGUGAAGACCUACGCCCGUAUUGUAAAAGCUCACUCACACUCAAUGAGUGGAAGUUCAAUAUGAGCUUCCCUUGAGUGUCAAUGCUGUUUUUGAAUAGCUGGAGGGUGAGUAAUCACAUAGUAAGGUACGACACUAACCCUCCAGCUAUUCAAAAACAGCAAUGACACUCGAGAGAAGCUCAGAUUAAACUUCCACUCAUUGAGUGUGAGUGAGCUUUUACAAUACGGGCGCUAGUCAGUUUCAGUCCAUUCCUGUUGUUUUUGUCUGCGCGGUCUGCAAGAAGUGUGCCGAAAUUUCGUAUUUUGACAUCGAUAUUAAGAAUAACACUAUGGUUUAAUGAACUGAUAACCUGAUUAGCGUUACGGUCCGUUAAAAAAAACUGGGAUUAGCUGGGGAAAAUGGUAUAAAAACUGUUUACGACCUUCAGAGCUAUUGGACGUCAAUGGCCGCCAUCUUGGCUUCAUUUUUCUCAUUGACCAAAUAACUGAAGUUCUUGUUCCAGAUAUAUAGAGAGCUCAAUGCUUUGCUCUUCCAGUACAAAGUUGGUUCGUAUUCUUGGGUUUGAAUCACGUGAUGUUUUAGCAUAAUUUUGCUCAAGUGGUGUCAACCAUUGAACUGAGGUCAACUACACACGUAAAAACGCACAAGUUGUAACAAACCUACAGCAGACUUGUAGCAAUGCUGUUCCAACAACUUGUCAACAAGAUGUGUUCGCACUGCUUGUUCCCAGCUUGGUUGACAAGUUGUCAACGACUUGUUGACAACUUGCUACAAGGUUGUUGAGUUCAACAGACUUGUUACAAGUUGGAUUUUUUCUGUGUUGGUGUUGUGUACUCAGGUGAAUAAUAUGAUGUUUGUGAUGUUACUCUGAGUGUAUAUCCACACCGGGCGAGCUUGAAAAAUAUGCCCGGCCACGGUGGGAAUCGAACCUACGACCUUUGCAAUGCUAGCCCAAUGCUCUUCCAACUGAGCUACGCGGUCAGGACGGUUCGAGUAAGUGAUAUUUCGGAACAGAAUCUAGUUCCUUCGAUACCAACAGAAUCUAGUUCCUUCGGUUCGUUUGUUACAAGUUGUUCCGACAACUUGUUAUCGUCCUGCAAUUCAACAAUUUGUCAACAAGUUGUGAGUGACAACCUUGUAGCAACUUGAUAAAAUAACAGCAUUGUUACAACUUGUUGACAAGCUUGUUACAAACCUGUUGCGAACACAUCUUGUUGACAAAUUGUGAGAUUUUUACGUACAACUGUAGAAUAACAAAGAAACAAAAUGGCUGUCAACGCAUCUUAUGCAAAUGAGUUCUCCGACUAUUAUAAAAACUAAUAUAAAACAAUAUAGAAAAUAUAAAAGCCGUCACGUGAUGUCAUAUGAAACCCGAGAAUAUUGAAAAACUCGCCUCUUUAUAUGUUAAUUUUGUUUUCUUUAGGAAAACCGACAUCUGUGACAAUAUGAUAAUAUUGCUAGAAAAUUAUUCCAACGAGCUUGAAUACGUUGUUUCACAGAGAACGAGGCAACUCAAAGAUGAACAACAAAAGACUGAUGCUUUAUUAGACAGAAUGUUACCUAGGUAAGAUUGGGUAUGGGAAAAACUUGGGGAAUUCAGAGGUUGUCAAUUUCGGAAUUCAAUAUGAAGUUGUGCUUGGAAGGUCAAUAUGAAGUUGUCUGAUAAAGAAUUUACCUUCAGUUGCAUGGGAGAUGAGUGCCCCCAUGCCAUUUUGACUCUACCAAACACCAAAGAUUUUCUCCAUGUGCUAUAAUUUCCUCUUAAAACUGAUAAAGCUAUCCAAUAUAAAUAAAGUUUGUUUAGUUCAUACCCCAGACAAACGGGAACAAGAGUUGCAUGAGAGUUGAGAAGCGAGAGUUUGCAUGAGAGUUUUCUCAACUCUCAUGCCCCAGACAAACGAGAACAAGAGUUGCAUGAGAGUUGAUGAGAGUUGAGAAGUGAGAGUUUGCAUGACAGUUUUCUCAAGCGAGAACAAGAGUUGCAUGAGCAAAAACUCACGUCAACUUUCAUGAAAAUUUGAACCAGCUCAAAGUCGAUGAGAGUACACGAGAGUUGGCGGUCAAACGUGGGCGAGAGUUGCAACUCUCAUCAACUCUCAUCCCCGUUUGAUCAAGUCUUAACCUUGCAUCAUCAAGAGGUAUCCCCUACUGUCCCUCCGGAGAGGACAGUACAGAACUGAUUUUCCAGAUUGUACAAUAUUGCUUUCUUUUCCAGGUCAGUUGCAGAACAAUUAAAACGGGGUGAAAAUGUACAAGCUGAAAGUUUUGCGAGUGUGACGGUUUAUUUCUCGGAUAUUGUACAGUUCACAGCGUUGUGUGCCGAGAGCACUCCCAUGGAGGUAAGAUGCGUUCAUGUUUAAAUAACAGAGCUUAGACCAUUUGCAUUAUAGACUCAUCACAGCUUGAAAGAGCAUCACAAAGUUUCGUUGCGAAAUGUUGUAAAAUGCGGAUAAUAUAGCCCUGCGAAGUUUGCCGUUUUUCAGUCAUUUUGUAUUACAAACGGGAAAUUGACAGCCCCAAAGGGUAUUGGGGCAUUAAUUUCCCGUUUGUAAUAGAAAAUGACUGAAAAACGGCAAACUUCGCAAGGCUAUAUUAUCCGCAUUUUACAACAAUUCGCAACGAAACUUUGGAAUAUUACUAGUUUUGUGAUGCUCGUUCAAGCUGUGAUGAAAUUUUUGUCUAGACUUGUUGAGAUCAAAAUUUAGUCUAUAAUGCAAAUGGUCCACUGGCGGUGACUCUGAAAUAAUUUUAUUAGAGAAUGUUGAUGUGAUUUGUUAAUUUUAUUGUCUCAUUUUGUAGGUUGUUGAUAUGCUGAACGAUUUAUAUCUAUUAUUUGAUGAUAUCAUUAUGGAUUAUAGUGUUUAUAAAGUGAGUAAUAUGUUCACUUAUAAAAUAACCUUUUAAUAACGCCUGCGCUGAUUGGUUGAAAAGCGAAAAAUCCCGUGUUUCUAUAACGCUAUAGAACACGGGAAUUUUCCACGAACCUCAAAACAACACACUAAAACAAACGUUUUCGCCUGAAAUAUCGAUUAAAAAUCUUCGUCAACCUGAAAUUUUGUUAAACAAGCAAUGGAAAACACUUACCAAACGUUUUUUCGCUUUAAAUUCUCUUUAAAUCAACUUUUUCAGCGUGUUUUUUCCCAUAAUUUUGCAGUCGGCAAAACUGAAAAUUGAUGCCGGUAUUGUUGCUAGACAACAUUUUCUUGUUAUUGUGUAAUGAGAAUAUACUUUUUAAUCGCGUGAAAAAUAUUGUUUUUGUGUUAUUAUCACAAGGUUAUUUAAUAAAGGAAAUAGAAAACAUUUUUUCCUGUGUUUCUAUAGAGUUAUAGAAACACUUGUGCUAGUUUGGGAGAACUCGAAAUAACGUGGAAACACUCGCACUACGUGCUCGUGUUCCCACUGAUUAUUUCUCGUUCUCCCAAACUAGCACGCGUGUUUCUAUAACUCUAUAGAAACACGGAAAAUGUUUUCUAUUUCUUAAAUUCUACGCUGUUUCCAUAUUCUUAAUAAAUGGGGAACAAUUUAAAUACACCCUUUCACUAAUUAUGUCACAAAUCCCUCUUUGGUAAAUAACCAUUCGUCUAGUGGUUGUGACAAAUUUGCAGUAUACGUUUAUGCAAUUUAUCAAUGCUUUCAAGGUUGAAAAACUAUUGUUACAGCUUUAGUGCACAGUUAUUUAGCUAUCAUUCAAAGGUUUUCAGAAAAAAUAUCGGAGAGGGCGGUUGCCAUCCUGCCAGUGUGACCAGAUUUUUUCAGCAGUCAUUACCAAAAUUUUGUUCAAAUUUUACUAAAUUAAGAAAAAUUUACCAAAUGUUGGCUUCCCAAAUAAUUACAUCAUAAUAAUGCCAAAAAACAGUAGUUGCGUCAUCAAAGUAGAAAAAAUAUGCACAAAAAUGUAUCUCGAAAUACUUGUUGCUUUCAUCAUAUUGCAGUUUUUGCUAAUGAUAAGGCUUCAUUUCUUAGGCUUGGAAGUUCUGUUCAUCACUUUGAGCAUGUUAUUAAUCAGAUUUUACCAAAAUUUUACCAAAAAAAAAUUAUUACCAAAUUUUCUUGAAAAUUCACGAAAUUUGACCAAAAGUAAAACUUUUUGCCAAAUCUGGUCACACUGCAUCCUGCCCCCCCCAUCUCAUCGUUUGAUCAGGGCUUAACUAUUGCCCACCCACCACCAUCUAGUCAAUCAAUUUGCAAUCACCAUUUAUAUCUAUCUCAUCAGGUUGAAACUAUUGGCGAUGCGUACAUGGUUGUUUCUGGUCUACCUAUGAGAAACGGCAAACUUCACGCUUCAGAAAUAUCGUGUAUGGCCUUGGAAAUUCUCGAGAAUGUUAAGAAGUUUAAAAUUGGUCAUAAGCCUGAACAUGAACUGCAGAUUAGGAUUGGCAUACAUACAGGUAAGUUUGAAACGCUCUUUUUGUUAUGAUAAUAGUACUACUGUGUCAUGGUUUGUGUCCGGUCUGCAACUAGUAACAUGUGUCACCAUACUGUACUAAUUACGGGGUAGUUCUUUCUGGAUUUCUCGAGAGGACAGCUACGAAUUGAUAGACCUUGGGGCUUAAUCUGAUUCACUUUUCCCUCCGUUACAGGUCCUGUAGUAGCCGGCGUCGUUGGUAUGACAAUGCCAAGAUAUUGCUUGUUUGGAGAUACUGUGAACACCGCAUCGAGGAUGGAAUCUAAUGGAAAAGGUAUUUCCCAAUCGAAACUAUUGUCGAUCCUUGCCUUAUGGACACCUCUCUGAUACGGACACUUCUCUAAUGCAGACACCUCUUUAAUAUGGACAAUUUUCUAAUACAGGCAUCUCUCUAAUACAGACAUAGUCAUCUCUCUAAUACGGGCACCUCUCUAAUAAGGGCACCUCUCUAAUAAGUACACCUCUUUGAUACAGACACCUCUCUAAUAUGGACAUCUCUCUAAUAUGAACACCUCUCUAAUACAGACACCUCUCUAAUAUGAACACCUCUCUAAUAUGAACACCUCUCUAAUACGACUCCUCAAUUUCAAUUGCAGGCCUGCAAAUUCACAUGAGUGGCUCCACAAAAGAGAUCCUGGACGAGUUAGGUGGUUUUCAUAUUAAACAACGAGAAGGAGAGGUCUAUCUUAAGGUGAGUGGAAUCGUAGAAUGAAUUCAUAAAAUAUUUGAGUCCCUGCCGGAACUAACUGGCCGGAACCGAAUUCCGGUACACCCCUAAAUUGGUCGCUCAAUCGGUCAUUGAUACAGUCUGUGAGUCAAUUGAUAGGUUGGUCAAUUGAUAGGUUGGUCAAUUGAUAGCUUGGUCAAUUGACUCAUUUGAUAGGUUAGUCCUCUAUAUUCAGUCAGGCCGUCGGUCAGUCAUUGAGUAUCUAUCUAUGUAUUUUUCUAUGUAUCUAUAAAUCAUGACUGCUUUUUAAUUUCCAUUCGUCACAGGGUAAAGGUAAUUGCAUAACCUACUGGCUUAUGGGUGCAUCGCCUGACGUGCCUCGCUGUCCCAGGAAACUUAGCAAGAAAGCGAUGAAACCGCUCUUCCAAAAUUCCAAUUCGAGGAAGUAUUCGCAGCCAUUUCGUACUCGAAAGAAGACCCAAAUCUCGUUCCCGCGUGCGUCUGUCGCGUGAUGACGUCAUCCUUUGAUCUUACCGCCAUGAUAUGACAUCAUCCGUGGUAUUACGUCACUGUUUUAAUGGCGUAUCCUCUAAUCAUACCGACAUGGUGUGACGUCAUCGUAUGUGUGACGUCAUCAUAGUACAAGUCUCCAUACGACUGGUGUUGAACUAUAUCUGCUGAGCAGAUCAAAUUUUGCAGAAAAUAAUGAACUCGCCUUUUAUUCUGUAUUAUAUGUACGCCACGUAUGCUAAUGUAGCAUUCGCGCGAAGAAUGCUAUCAUGUCUCUCGCGUGGAAAUGAUCGCGCGUGGGUGCGUCACACGCGCGAGUGAAAUGAUCCGGAAGCGGCCCUGUUUUGCGGGCAAAACUGUGGGCAUCCUGAAAUUUGUUAGGAUAAAGUGUAAUAAUAAUAAUAUACAAAGACAGAACCUUGUGAAUUAUAAACGCAUUCAUCGUUUACAUGAAGAGAAAAUCAAAUUAACAAUUCCAAAUUUGAAAAGUAAUCCCUCCGUACAUCAAUGCAGUACGUGCCAAUGGAUUAGUUCCAAUCUAAUGUAAUUUUGUAUGAAAACAAACUAUGUAUUAGAAUAAAAUACUAGUCAGGACAAUGGUCAGGUAUAACUAAUUAAUAAUCAAUUAAUAUUAAUCGUACAAUACGAUUAUUGCAUCAGUAUUUUUGCCUAAUUUGAUGGACUUUGUCUUUGAUAUAUCUUUGAAUUUUUGACAAAAACAAUUUCAUAUCAAGACAUAAACAAACAAAAGGCAGCAAGCAUCCAAGUUGAAUGGUUAUGCUGAUAACAUUCAAAGGCAUAACCAUCCAAGUUGAAUUGUUAUGCUGAUAAUAUUCAAAGGCAUAACCAUCCAAGUUGAAUGGUUAUGCUGAUAACAUUCAAAGGCGUUACCAUCCAAAUUGAAUGGUUAUGUUGAUAAUAUUCAAAGGCAUGACCAUUCAGACUUUGUCUUUGAUAUAUCUUUGAAUCCCAUUUUUGACAAACAAAAUUUGAUAUGAAGCAAAAGGUAGCAACCUUAGUCUCCAUCACUGCUUAAUAUUAAAUAGCCAGCCACUUAAUUACGCGCAAUAGAGUUUCUUGUUUCAAAUAUAGAAAUGAUGAUUACAUGCAAUGGAAAAACAAAAAAAAUUUAAACAUUGGUCUAACCAAAUGCUUGCGUGUGUGAGACCAGAUUUUUGAAUUGCUUUUUCCACAACAAAUAUUUUCACAAAAUGUUUGUAAAACAAAAAGCACUUAACUCAUUCCACCCUGCCCCCCCCCCCGAAUUCCACUUUGCUUCCCUGUGUAUAUAUGUAACCGUUCCACAUAGUUUUGUUCGUAUUCCGUAGAUCAUAACGAAAAUGCAUGGUCUGACUGCUCUAACAAUUUAAUUAUCGGGCUCCUUUAUCAAUCUACAAUGCACGUAAAAACGCACAAGUUGUAACAAACUGCAGCGGACUUGUAGCAAUGCUGUUCCAACAACUUGUCAACAGGAUGUGUUCGCACUGCUUGUUCCCAGCUUGACGAAAAGUCGUCAACGGCUUGUUGACAUCUUGCUACAAGGUUGUUGAGCUCAACAGACUUGUUACAAGUUGUCCCAACAACUUAUUAUCGUCCUGCAAUUCAACAAUUUGAUAACAAGUUGUGAGUGACAACCUUGUAGCAACUUGAUAAAAUAACAGCAUUAUGAUGCUACAAGCCUGUUGCAACGCAUCUUGUUGAAGAUUUUUACGUGUGCAGGAGGGGUUCAGAACCGUUAACCGUAUUAAGACUACAAACGGUUGUCUCCAGUGAACGCGAAAGGCAAAAUCGUGCAAAUUGCGGCCGCUAAAUUCUGCACUCGUAUUGGCCAGCCGAAAACGAAGAUUCAAACCGGAAGUCACUCGUGUCCCUUUAAAUAUUCGGCAUCUGUUCGUGUGACUGGUAGUUUACGAUGCCUCAUCACGAAGAGCACAUCUCUUAAAAAAACCUGAAGAUAUCACGUGUUCAACAAAAUGAAGUUACUGAAAGUCCUACUCGUUUUCGCGGCAACAAGCUGUACGUAUGCAGGGAGAUUGGGUAAGUUUUGUGCGAAUAUUUCUAAAGAUUUUUCUCUAAAUCCUAAGGGAUUGGAUUUUUGAAGGGGACUGAAGCUCUAAAGCUUGAAGCUAGUGUUUGGGUAGUUUUGCAGUAAAGUGCCAAUAAGAUUCAAGAGUGAAAAUGCAUUUAUUUACUUUCCUUUUGUGAUAUUUUGUCUUGAAAUAAACAAACUAAGAGGUUAAACCAAUAGACUGCCCCCUCGAUAGUUUCGUCUUUGCAUGGAUAACAAGUCACGGACCUCUCUUGGUUUAUUGGAGAAAGCUACGGUACGUACUCGUCCCACUCGAGAAACCUUUUAAUUUUAAGAUGUUUUUGUGUGAACAAUUUCCACUGCGUUCGAAAAACAUGUAACAGAAGGGCUGGAGCCAUUUAUGAAAGACGAACGGCAUGGUCUAAUGUUUGCAACCAUUAGAAUAGGUCUCCCGCAUAGAGAAAACAAUGUACAUUGUUUUAGUUUAAAAAUACAACCAUUAAAUAACACAAUGUGGACUCGACAAGCCUACACAAAGAAGCUCUGCGUCCGGUUACUUAAGAAAUUUAACUGUAUUUAAAUGUUUAUAUACAGUGCCCCUACAACGCGGCGUUGUUUAGCAAAUGCCCCCUUGCUGCCGGACACCCGUGUUCUGUGAUGGCCAACUGCUUUCAUACGCUUUUUUGCGCCAAAAGCGGCGAUUUUUUCACAUAAUUUAACACUCCCACGCCGCAAAGGAAUCUCCCUUUUUUCCUGUCGUGAAACCAAUGCAUAUUUUUGAAAUUUGUGGUAAAAUACUUGGCCCGUCGCGUCGCCACAACGUUCAAACCAAGCCAAAAUCCAGCAUCGCAUUUUGGUCAAAAUCAAACAUUAUCAGCCAAAAACAUGCGGUUUAUUUUAAGUAAUUGAGGGCUAUCGAUAAACAAUGCACUAGGGCAAUUUCAACACACUUAAAUGCAAUCAUAUCAAAGCAAUAUAACAUUCAUUGCCGACUUUUAAAAUGUUUAAACUCCCUCCCGCCAUGAAGUCUGCGACACCCGUUCAUGUUUUAAUAGCCUUAACUUUUAUACAACAUCUAAUCAAUGAGCUCAAACAAUUGUAUCGAAUUUUAAGCCCACAAUUUGGCGGCUAUUGUCUCUGGCAUUAGAGAUUUUAAUUCACAAAUGUCUGCUGUAGUUCUUUUUAAUAUAAUUGCGAAUUAGAAUUCAAAUUAAAACCGUGAAAAAACAUUAGCGAUAAUUGGAAUGUUCUAAUUCGGUGCGAAGUGAGCUCGCGUGCAACAUUGAUUAUUAUUGUAGCAAUUAGGUAAUCAAAACACAGCUAAUUCUGUUUUUGCCCAUAAAAUCCACAGAGAUAAAGCUUUUCAAAUGCAUUUUGUUACUAUAUAUCGGCUUGGCUUGUAUUAAAACACGGGUUUUGUCUAGACAACCUGUUAUACCGUGUAGUGCAUUGGUUAUUCAGCAUUUCGUCGGUGGGCUGGCGAGUGCUAUAUUUAGAACACAUGUAAUUACAACCUUCGUGUUUCAACUGUUGUAAUUUUGAAUUCUCGUGGUUAUUUUGGGUAUUAUUUUUAUUUGUGGUUGCACCAUGAAAGGGAGAUAACAUAUUAACAUAAGUGUUUGCAAUCGCGUUUUAAUGUGCGAGAUCAGAUACCAAAAAGUACAAGCAAAGCUAACUAAUUAUGCAGACUGCGAGACAAUGUGUCUCACAAAACAUCGAAAUAACAAGCGAAGUGCUAAUAGAUAAUAAUGUUAAUAUUUGAACAGUGUCGUUUUUUUCUUGCACUUUGCAAAAAACUUUCUUAAUUAUUUAUUAAACGGUUAAAAUUGAGAACAUUUUAGUUUUUGAGAAAGCCGUCUUCCUGUCCAAGUUUGAGCUUGACAAUCAUAAAAUAAAUUAUUCAUUUGAAUAUAGAUUAUCAAUUACGGACCCGAAUUUUUGUCUCUGUUCAAUGGGAAGAGCUGGUCUGUGUUCAGGCAGCUGUCUCGGUCCACAACUGUGUAACGAAAUAUAAUUUAGUCGAGUAAUAUUUCUCAUUGCAAUUGUGGUAUUAAACAUCUUUUAAAAACUGUUUCUUUAAUUGCUAAAUUGAGUUAAUUAACCUAAUUUGAAACCUCACUGAACGAUUGAAUAUAUCUGUCAGUUUUAAUUGGUUAUUUAAAGCAAAAGCAUUUCUCCGACGUCUUUCAAACGGUUUGGAAAGUUCUGGUGACGUUCAGGUUACGAACUAAAAAUGGAGUUUAUUGGAGGAAACCCUGCCCUUGUUUUUUCCUGUUUGGGUUUAUUUGACUUAUUACUUUUUCAAAGUUAAAUUUUAUUAAGCAAAAAUGGCUAGCUUUAUAGUCGAAGAAAACCGUAAAGCGUUCAUGAAGCACUACACUGAAACAUAUAUAAAAGUGUCUUAAAAGAUUUCUCAAGUAAGCUACCGUAAUUGUCAGUGUAAAUUAAAUUAAAUUUGAAACUAACCCCAGACCCAAGUCCUUUAAAGUUUCAAACUCAAUUCACGCCGGAUUAGACAAUAGUUAGACUAAAUAGUCGGUAUGCAAACUUUACAGUAACAGGUCAUUUUACGUUGUCGGUACUUUAUGAAAGGUAAUACAAUCAGACUCUUAGCCGUCUGAACGCUGUUCAGCUUUGCAAAGCAAAAACCGAAAACGAUUCCCGUCGAGUGGACAUUCGAGACAAUUGCAAGAACUAUAGGAGUAUACAAAUGACAACAGAAUAUAUUCAGUUACUUCGUUUCAAUAUUAAAAGUUUAAAAUUGUUAUUUAUAUAUCUGAAACUAUACUAGUAUAAAUUAUAUUUGCACCGUUGUACUUUUCUUCAAUUCUUUUGAUUCCAAUAUCGGUUGUUUGUGUACUUUAACGAUUAAUUUCAGUUCCUUUAGGUUUUUUUUUCGCAUUUAAAGCGGUUUGCCUUAGAGUCUGCUUUUAUUAAUAGCUUGAAAGGCAGGUUUACUAUUUGGAAUGGUCUUUAAAUUUACAUUUUUUCCCAAAAGGUACAAGUAUCUAAUCCAAGUUUAAAAAAUUGCAACUGUGCCUGUGGAACCAGUUUUGCAACUCUAAACCAAAUUAGUUCUACUAUUGAACUGAGAGACUUUUUCAAAGUCAAAAAAUGCCCUAAAAGCGUUCCUGAAACUGUAACAUAAAACUGAUUUACAGUAAAAUAUUUUUCAAGUAAGUCUCAGAGAUAAAAUAAACUGAAAAGCUUUUCCGGCCCUAAAAAUUGGGUACCAAACAUUCACACCGCUCGUUUACAUGUCACCACAGAGCAGGUAUGUUAUUUAUAGAUGUGAUUUCAUCAAUGAAGUAAAGUGCCUUUUGUUUUACAAACAUUUUUUGAUAAUAUGUUUGUGGAAAAAGUAAUUCAAAAAUCUGGUCUCACUCACGCAAACAUUUGGUUAGAGUUUUUAUUUAUGUUUUUUUUGUUGGUUUUUCAUUGCAUGCAAUCAUCUCUAUAUUUAAAAUUAAGUGGGUUUGAUAUAAGUGGGGGCAGUGCAACACAAUAUAUGAAAAUAUAUAAUGCCCUGCCCCCCCUCCCCGUUUUGGCGGCCCUGAAUAUAACUAUGGAUUGUAAAAUAACGUGUAGUUAUUCUACGAUUGUAUUCUACGAUUGUAAAAUAACAGCUAGUUUCCUAUCCAUUUAUUUAACCAUUGCAAAUUCAGUUCACUUUCUAGCUUUUUAUUUGGUACUGCUACUGUCCAGUUACCUUCCAUUUCUUGAGAUCAGUGAGUAGCCCCAGUCUUUCUUUCUUCGAGCUGAAAACAAGAUGGUGGCCGAAUUUGAAAUUUUUGAAAUGUCCCAAAAUAUGACAACAAAACCUCACCUCUCAAGCUAUAUAAUACAACAGUGUCGCUACAUUUCUUGCCUUCACUUUAGGCUGCGAUAUUCCAUUGAGCAAAGCAGACAAAGGUCUGACAUUCGACGCCUCUUCUUAUGCACCGGACAGAGAGCCAUACCGGGCCCAAAUGGACGAAAGAAAAGCAUGGUGUGCAAAAAAAGGUGUCAAAUUCUAUGAUUACCUUCAAGUGAACUUGAGCAACUUACGCCACAUCUCAGCAAUCGAGCUUCAAGGAGCAGAGUGGUCAUUUAUGGAACAUUAUGUCAGAACGUUCUUGAUUAGCUAUAGUAUUGAUGGCACAAAAUGGAAAUUCUACAAAUCUAAAACUGCGUCCAGAAGUUCGGUAAAUUAUAUUUAUUAUUAUGUUUAUUAUAAGUAAUAACAUGACUAGAGGGAAAUUAGCGAUUAAAUUGCCUGACGCCGAGGGAAGAUUUGAAGAUCACAAAUCUUCCCGAGGCGAAGGGCAAUUUAAUCGCUAAUUUCCCGACUGGUCAUGUCAUUAGUUUGUAAUAUUAUGAUCACUGAGGGUAUUGCACAUGGUGUUUUGGUAUGUUUUGAAUGCUGUUUGAUUGUCUUAUGAUUGUGGGAUGAACACUUUUCAUAUAUACGCAUGCGCAGAAACACAUCUCUGUGUUCAUUCUUUUUAGGCAUGCGCAUAAACCGAAUUUUCUCCCACAAUUGAAAUGUUCAACUAAAUUUCCCAGGGAAAUUUAGAAGACAAAAGUGUAUACAUGGGUAAUGAGGGAAAUACGGGAUUUACAUUCCCUUUCAGAACAAUGAAAAUCGAGGUGAUCAUGGUAUUUAUUAUUAAUACAUUUCAUUGAUAUGCUAGUUUAAGGAUUUGAUGUCACCUGAAUAUAUUGUUCUGGACUCAGCAUAUUUAUCACAGCAUUAAUUGGGGCCAGGGCGCGAAAUAAUGGCUGGAGGGUUGCCGGUCAAGAUGACCAGCCAACUCAAUUUUAGGUUGGGCAUACCAAAUUUCUGGCCGGUCAAAUUAUUCAGCUUAAAGCAAAGCCUAGUGAAGAAUUCCCCUAAAAAUGUGACUAUUUCCUCAGUAUAGCAUUAUAAAAAGCUUUAUUGUAAUCAGUAAUUAAAAACUCCUUCACAUAAAACAACUUGUACUGCGCUAAAAGCAUGGCCUUAACUCUUAAGCUAAAAGAUGGCCAUGGACUUUGUGACGUACUGCGUGGGAAAGCUAGCGUAUAUUGAAGUUCUUUUCCCGCAAAAUAUUCGACAUCAUUUUAUGGUUCUUAAUUAUAGUACUUGACAACUUUAGUUUGAUUAUUAAUUAAAAUGAAGAUUAGUUUGUUCUUUUACCGAAAGUGACCGGUCAAAAUGACCGGCAAGGUAAGAAUUUGACCAGACAACUCCGCAUUCUGGCCGGACAUUGUCCGUUGACCGGCCGUUAUUUCGCACCCUAUAGGCGGUUAGUUGUAAAUAGGAUUAGUCCCCCGCACACACGUAAAAAUGCACAAGUUGCGUCAGGUAUGCAAACAAAUUGUUACAAAUCUGUUCACAAGUUGUGUUCGCACUGCUUGUUCCCAGGGCGUAAAAAAGUACCCGUAUUUCCGGUUCCCGACCGACCCUAUUUUUUCUGCCAACCCUAUUAUUUUUUCAACGUGAUUAACCGUGCGGCCCUAUUUUCUCCGAGUGGUUGCAGGCUGCUACCAAAAUGGCGUCCGUUGUCACACUAAUUAUUGAAAAAAAUAUUAAGUGUUGAUGUGGGUUAUAAGUGCGAGUCUUUGUCAUAAACUGUCAUGUCUCAAAUUGGCCUUUGUUGUACAGUUCAAGUUAAACUAGAAUCUGAGUCCGGAAACAAAGAGUUUGGCUAGAAAUUAAUUUCUGAUCUCUGUAUUUUUUAGCCGUGGACGGUAUGUGAAAUUUAUUUUUUUUACUGAUUCCAAGGUAAAAAAUAAAAAUUAUAAAGUUCAUUGUUCACAAUUUAUUAGACAUGCAUUCACAAAUUUCACCAAUAUUUUACCCUUAUGCAUUCAUCAACUUGAUGAUCGUCAAUUACCAUCUCGAUAUGGACAAGACUCGGAUGUUAUACCCAUAUUAUUUCACAUUCCCCCCAACACCGAACCAAAAUUGCUGCUGGUCUUGCAAAAUUUGAAAACACCUACCUUUAAAAAUAUAAUUUUAACAACCUUAAACAUAAUUAUGGAAAAAAUAAUUAGAUAUAUAUUAAAUAUAAUGGUAACAAAAUUAACAAAUAUAAUAUAAUAAAAAUUCAUAUAACAAAUUAUUGUCUAGAUGCACUAUAAUCUAGUAAGCACCUUUAAAAUACACUUAUUCAUAAACUGAAUAGUGACUGAGUUAAAACUAGUAUUAAACACAUCAAAUGAGUAGAUUAAAACACUAGUUGUUUUUAAUAUUAAAUUUAGAUAAAAUACAAAGUGAUAAAAGAGUACAGACUGACAUACAGAACUAAUGACGUCUUACGUACACUCAUCACUCAAUCAAGUGUUAUGAUAUCCUCUGGCUGUGUUUUGUGUGCUGUUGUUAUUGGUAGUGUAGCCGUUGUAUUGGUAGUACUAUUGUAUUGUUCUGGUUAGCUAAUGAUAUUGCUACUGCUAUUGUUGUUGUUGUUGCUGUUGAUCUUGUUACUGUUGAUAUUGUUGUUGUUGCUGUUGUUGUUGUUGUUGCUGUUGUUGUUGUUGUUGCUGUUGUUGCUGCUCUUAUUGUUGCUGCUGUUGUUUUUGUUGUUGCUGUUUGUUGUUGUUGUUUUUCGUGUUGUUGUUGCUGUUGUUGUUGUUUUCGUUGUUGUUGUUGUUGAUUGUUCCUGUGUAUUAUUUUACGCCAUAAGAUUGUGCAUUAUUGUUUCUGUGAUGUUGUGUUGUUAAAUGUGUAUAUUACUUAGUUACUUUGUAAUGUUAAAAAUUCUGAAUUUUGACUGCCUUUGUUUUAUUGAAUUCUAGUGAUUCUCUUCUUUUUUAAGGUUUGUAAACAUUACAUAACAUUAUUGUGUGCAAAAUUUGAGCAAUACAGAUAUUUCAGAUGGCCAAGUAACCUAUUUUGAGAGGCGGUUGUCUCAUGAGUGUUAAAAUAAUACUCACAGAUCAGGCUGCUUGCAGACUUUUACUACAGUGUAAUCACAACAUGCUAGUAACUAACAGUUCUGAAAUACAAAACCUAAUCAUUAAUUACUGCCAACUCUUGUGCACUCUGACAGACUCAAAGUCAAAUAAUCUAAAUGAGUAACAUUAACACACUACUGACUUUCAACACUAAUCCUUAGAUUAAUAACAUAGCCCUACCAAAACGGACAAUUUUGACUCAUUGGGUUAAUCAUGUGGACCAAUUAGUUCAAUAAUAAUACUAAUUAACAAAUUAGUUCAAUGAUAGUACUAAUUAACCAAUUAGUUAUAUUAUAAUACUGCUUAACCAAUUAGUUAAAUAGUAAUACUAAUUAACCAAUUAGUUAAAUAAUGAUACUAAUUAACCAAUUAGUUAAAUAAUACUACCAAUUAAACUAAUUAACCAGUUAGUUUUAUAAUAGUACUAAUUAACCAAUUAGUUCAAUAAUAAUACUAAUUAACCAAUUAGUUAUAUGAUAAUACUAAUUAACCAAUUAGUUCAAUAAUAAUACUAAUUAAAGAGACUGUCAGGUCUGUUCUGCUCGUGCACGUGUUUUUUUUUACAUUUUUUGUUUCAAACAAUAGAUAAUUUAAUUAAAAUUCCGAUCUAUGGACGCACAGAUCGGAAUAUUAAUUAAAUAAUCUAUUGUUUGAAACAAAAAUGUAAAAUUAACCAAUUAGGUGAAUAAUAAUACUAAUAACUAACAAUAUAGGAUUUAUAUUUUGUAAUUGCAAGACUCAUUGCGUGCUUGUUACGACAUAUAGCGCUUGGAAAUUUUAAUUUUAGAGACAAUUUUUCAUCCAAGUAGAAACAUAGCAAACAUUUUGUAAUGUGAAUUCUGUCUUUUCCCUUACUCAGCAGAUAUUUACUGGCAACAGCGACGCCUCUGACCGACGUUUAAACGAAAUCCACCCCGCAUUCGUUGCAAAAUAUGUCAGGAUCUUUCCAUUGUCCUUCAAGAACAAAAUGUGUAUGAAGGUUGAAGUGUAUGGCUGCAACGAAACAGUUGGUAAGCAUAUUAACAAUGUGCAGGGUUGGGAAGUAUUUUACUCUCUGGGACUGCAAGAGAACGUUGAAAAAAAUUUCUCCAAAUAAUCAAGUAAAUCGACACUUGGACACUGUAACUGUGUGACGACACUAACAAUUUGUCAAACUGAAUGUCAUGCUAUAUUCUAAUAGGGGAAAAAAAUUCAGUGCAUUGCGAAUCCUAAUAAUAGUUUUAGGAAUAUGACAUAAAACUAAUCAAGGGUUUGAUCUUAAGGUAAAUACAGAUGCCAAAAAAGGGCACUACCAGUGGGAGAGGCACUAUCAGUGGGAGAGGCGCUAUCAGAGGGUCUCUUCUCCUCUGGAAAAGUUUAAAAAUCUUGUGUCUCACAUUGGCUAAAAAUUCAUUUGCCCUACAACAUUUGGCACAUCAUUCUAUAGUUUAUACAUUUAUACAAUAUCGCACUAUUACGAUGGAUGCACUUAUAAUUGUAUUUCUGAGCUCACACCUACAGCAUUUGUUCACCCCUACCAUCUUUUGGAAUGAAUUUUGAUUUAAAUUGUUAAAACUUGUUUCUAUCAGAUUGUACUCACGUGAUCAAGUUAGGUGAAGACCAAAGAGUGACGAUAAAGACGCCCUCCUACCCACUCCCCUAUCGCAAUGAUGCGCACUGCAACUGGUUGGUCUACCUACCUAAACCUGAAAUCCCAGUGUCGAUUGUGGCGAUAGACUUCGAUGUUGGAGGCUCCGCAUUAGACGAAAUAUCUUGCGCAAACGACGUGGUGAAAGUGUACAGGAAUCUGCAUCCGUUUUCGAAGUACUUGAUCGGUGCUUACUGUAACAACAGCAAGAAUGUGAUGCCAAGAGAGGUGAAACGGCCUACAGAUUCUCUCAGAAUUUCUUUCACUGGAGGAGAUAACCAUAUUGCAGGCCAUAGAGGAUUUUCGCUCUUGUUGUGGGCGUCGCAAGAAGGUACCGUACAAUCUUUAGAACGUUUAAGAAUCGCUAUCUUCGAAUUUAUUUUUUAUCAUUUUUAUUUAAAACUUGAUUUAAUGAUGUUAGCCCCGUCAGCAAGAGUUUGUUUCGUUGUUUCAUUCACUAUGCAUAUGUCAAAAUUAAUUCACCCCACUUUAAGUAGUGAUUUAUUCGUAUGAGAUGUCAUUUCAAAUCCUCCAAUUCGGACUGGAUUAGAUUUCAAAUCCUCGCAUUUUGAUCCAGUCCUUGGACUCCUGGAUCAAAAUUAAUUCACCCCACUUUAUGUAGUGAUUUAUUCGUAUGAGAUGUCAUUUCAAAUCCUCCAAUUCGGACUGGAUUAGAUUUCAAGUCCUCGCAUUUUGAUCCAGUCCUUGGACUCCUGGAUCAAAAUUAAUUUACCUCACUUUAAGUAGUGAUUUAUUCGUAUGAGAUGUCAUUUCAAAUCCUCCAAUUCGGACUGGAUUAGAUUUCAAAUCCUCGCAUUUUGAUCCAGUCCUUGGACUCCUGGAUCAAAAUUAAUUCACCCCACUUUAUGUAGUGAUUUAUUCGUAUGAGAUGUCAUUUCAAAUCCUCCAAUUCGGACUGGAUUAGAUUUCAAGUCCUCGCAUUUUGAUCCAGUCCUUGGACUCCUGGAUCAAAAUUAAUUUACCUCACUUUAAGUAGUGAUUUAUUCGUAUGAGAUGUCAUUUCAAAUCCUCCAAUUCGGACUGGAUUAGAUUUCAAAUCCUCGCAUUUUGAUCCAGUCCUUGGACUCCUGGAUCAAAAUUAAUUCACCCCACUUUAUGUAGUGAUUUAUUCGUAUGAGAUGUCAUUUCAAAUCCUCCAAUUCGGACUGGAUUAGAUUUCAAGUCCUCGCAUUUUGAUCCAGUCCUUGGACUCCUGGAUCAAAAUUAAUUUACCUCACUUUAAGUAGUGAUUUAUUCGUAUGAGAUGUCAUUUCAAAUCCUCCAAUUCGGACUGGAUUAGAUUUCAAAUCCUCGCAUUUUGAUCCAGUCCUUGGACUCCUGGAUCAAAAUUAAUUUACCUCACUUUAUGUAGUGAUUUAUUCAUAUGAGAUGUCAUUUCAAAUCCUCCAAUUCGGACUGGACUAGAUUUCAAGUCCUCAGGCUUGAUCAAAUUGCGCGGCCUUGAAAUCUAGUCCAGUCCUCAUAGUCUGAAUUAAAAUAUUACUACAAGAUCGCAGUGUGACGCAGCUUAUCGAGUAGCCGUUGAGUUAAACCUUUUUUAAGGGCAUAAAUUGAUGGAACCUGUCUAACAUUAGGCAGAAGUACAUUCCAUAACUUAGCUCCGCUGUAUUCGGACUUUUUUGAGAAAUUAUUUUUUCGGCAUUGGAAGUGACAGAUUUAUAUUAUUAUUUCUGAUUUAUUUUAUUAUGCUGUUUUUGGGUAUCACUUCUCAAAAUAACAUUUGUUUCGAAUUGAGAGCAGUGUGGUUAUUAUAAAGAAAGCUAGACACAUAAAUAAGCUGCCGUGUCUGAAAUAUCUAAUUGGCAACCAUACCAGCUCAUUCUGAAAUAGUGCCCACUCUGGAGUCCACACUUUUGAGAUAUCCUUCAGGUAGUUCAAACACAAACCACCACGGCUUAUUGUAAAAUGCUUCCUUGGAGCCAUACGUUUGAGAUAUCAUAUAUUUAAUACAUUUCAGACUAUAAGACAGCGAAGGCAUGCUGGAACUCUACGAUCACUUUGGACUGUAGCGAUGCUGAACAGGAUAUCGAAGUGAUCUCUGCAUUUUACGGUCGUCGUCCAAACUCCCCCGUAUGCCGUGUAGAAAAAAAUGGAACGAAUGGAACUACGGUGAAUGCUACCUUCUACAAAGACUCCUGUAAGGCGCCUGAUGUUCUGCCUAAGUUACAGACCAUUUGUGAUUACCGUAAUGUGUGCAAGAUCGUGAUUAAUGAUGAGAACUUUCCUCAUGGCUGUACCUCUGGAGACCCUCUCGAGAUGUUUGUUGUAUACCAGUGUAAUGUUACUAAACGUAAGUAUAUUAUUUAGUACCUAAAACUAAUCUGAACCAAACCUAGUCUAUACUGACUAGCUCUAUAAACUCCAGAAUAGUUAUUCUUUAACAGGCCAUUGUUACUGAAGGAGGAAUCCUUAAAUAAACUAACAUUUACUGAACUAACUUUAUUUAUACUGGGAUAGCUCUAUCCGUUUCUGAACCGAUCUUUCUAAAGUUAAACAAAGGCCAUCUCUUAUUGGUUUUGUAUUCAGUAUUACACUGUCUAACUUUAAUUAUACAGUAGACAAAAAAUUGAGUUCAAUAACACGUUUAUCGUACAUUUCAUGCAACUCUUUUACAACGUAAGCUUGAAAUAACGUGAUAUGAUAAUAUCCACACACUUGAUUUUUUCCUAGAAAUUUCGACAACUUCAAUGCAUACUACAAUCACGUCAACAAUGAAACCACAUUCUACUUUAUUAAGUUCAUCAGACACCCAUGGUAAUUAACAAAUAGAUUAAUCUCUUAUUGGUUCUGUAUGUGCAGUACCACAUUGUCUAACUUUUGUUAUACAGUAGACAAAAAUUGAGUUCAAUAACAACGUUUAUCGUAAAUUUUAUGCAACUCUUUUGCAACGUAAGCUUGAAAUAACGUGAUAUGAUAAUAUCCACACACUUGAUUUUUUCCUAGAAAUUUCGACAACUUCAAUGCAUACUACAAUCACGUCAACAAUGAAACCACAUUCUACUUUAUUAAGUUCAUCAGACACCCAUGGUAAUUAACAAAUAGAUUAAUCUCUUAUUGGUUCUGUAUGUGCAGUACCACAUUGUCUAACUUUUGUUAUACAGUAGACAAAAAUUGAGUUCAAUAACAACGUUUAUCGUAAAUUUUAUGCAACUCUUUUGCAACGUAAGCUUGAAAUAACGUGAUAUGAUAAUAUCCACACACUUGAUUUUUUCCUAGAAAUUUCGACAACUUCAAUGCAUACUACAAUCACGUCAACAACGAAACAGCAUUCUACUUUAUUAAGUUCGUCCGACACGGCAUUAACCCAUGGUAAUGAACAAAUAGAUUAAUCCAUUAUAACAACCAUAACUAGAGGGCACUCAGAGACUGCAUACCUCCGCCCGUUACUCGGAAGUGAAAGGCAACCUUGGAAUUUCCUAAGAAAUCCACUUUACAAUUCUUAAGCAUAAAAGAUUUCAGGCCCCCGCGAAUUGAAAUCGAAUUGCUAAUAGAACAUAUUACUGUUGUUGUGCUGUACAGUACUUGUAAAAUAAAAACUUAUUAAGUGUCAUUAAAUAAAUGCAUAAAUUUUGCUUUAUGCACUCGCGCGUGCAGUAAUUUUCACAGUUGUGCUAUUUUAAAUUCCCAGGCAGCUAAAAUCUUUUGUCUUUAAAACAAUGUCGAUUUCUUGGGAAAUUCCGAGGUUGCGUUCUUUUUAUACACCCUGUAUUGAAGUAAUCUAAUGUUGUUAGAAUUUGAAUGGACUGGCACUUUGCUGAACGUAAUAAUGCGUAACUCCGUAAGCCUUGUUUUAGACAUUGAAUUUCGGUCGCGUGAAAUGCAACUAAGACAAUAGAUAAUGAAGGCCGAAGCUUAAUGAGGUUUAUCAUCUCAUUAUUGUCUUAGCACUGAGUGCAUAAAUUAUACAUGUCCUAAUUACGCAUUCAGUAAUAUUUUUUGUUAAUUGACCGGGAAAAGCAAGACAAAAUUUUGUUCAUUUCUCGUUCAAUUUUUAACCAAAUUCAACCAAAUUUUAAUCAGUUCUUCCUUAGCCGAUGGGAAAUGCAUUCAAAAAAUUUCGUACGGAUAUGUUUGGUAUUUCUUGAGUUAUCGUGCUCACAGACAAACACACACACAUACACACACACACACAUACACACACACACACAUACACACACACACACAUACACACACACAUACACACACACACACACACAUACAAACCCAGAUGAUUACAUAACCUCCUGGCGGAGGUAAUAAUUAAUCCAUAUAUUAACAACAAGAAUUUAAAUAUGAUGGUUUCUUACUCAUCACAUUAAUCCUCAUAUACUAAUCCUAACUUAAUCCUAAGCCGUAAUCUUAAUCUUAAACUUAAUCCUAACAUAAUCCUACACACGGAAAAUUCUCAGUCUGAUGAUGCCAUCAAUCUUUUUACAAGUUGUUAACAGCUUAAUUGUUCUAAACUUAAUUGUUACAACAACUGGGAACAAGCAGUGCGAACACAAAUUGUUGACAGCUUGUGAACAGAUUUGUAACAACUUGUUUGCAGACCUGUAACAACUUGUGCGUUUUUACAUGUGUAAUCUUUGCCCUUCUGCUUACCCUAUAGUCUAUAACCCCAUCCUAACCCCAAGUAAUAAACUAAUACAAACAUAUUGAGUGUUUUAACCUUAUUUUUUCUUGCAGCUCUUACAACUACAACCGUUCCUCCGACAACGACAACAGCACCGCCAACAACACGUGCAACCACUACAAAACCAGUUGAAACAACGAAAGAAACCACAACAAGCGAACCCCAUGCAGCUACUAAGAUUAUCGCACAACCCUCGAAAGAUGACGGACAAUCAAUCAUUAUGAUCGCGGCUGUUGCUGGGGGAGUGUUCAUUUUGAUCAUGAUUGUUAUCGCUAUCAUCACAUGUAUUUGCUGCAGAAAAAGGUAUGAAUGCGUUUCAGAACUCGGAGCUGGAAGGCACUUGCUCUAACAACUGAGAAAUAAUAUAUUUCAUUGUUUUUAUAGAAACAACGAAAAGGCUGAGUUGGGCAAGAAAGGUGUUGUGCCAUCGGAAAGGUAUGAACUCGAAUAAAAAUUCGCAACUUCAAUUUUUUGUAAAUUUCCUAAGGCCAAAAAAAAAAUAUGUGGGGUUCCGGUUUCUUCUUAUAAAAACUUAGGUAGGGUAGGUCGGUUUUAACUUUUUUUUUAAACUUUUUUUUUAAUUUUCCGAACAAGCGGACGCCAUUUUGUUUAGUCAGUGCUUCCACAUCCAAAGAUAAAUUUCCCUAAUAUUGCCUCAAAUUUCAAUUUUCCACAAACUUUUUCCUCUAGGUGGAAACACUUACAAGCAUGAUCCAAUAAAAAAGUUUAGGGUCGGGAUUUCGACGUCCAAAAGCUAGGUAGGGUCGGGAAACCGGAAACCCACAUAUUUUUUUUUUGGCCUAAUCCUAUUUGGUGUCGUGGUCAUAACGCUUGUCUUCCAAGCUGGGAGAACCGGGUUCAAUCCUUGGUCGGCUCUACUCAAGUUCUUAAAAUAAUUGAGGAGAAAGAGGUAUCUUUAAUUGACAUCAGUAAAUGGUUAGACUUUCGCGUCUUCUCGGAUAAGGACGUUAAAUCGUAGGCACCUCGGAUCCCCUAUCAAUUAGGCAAUAAGCCUGUUGUGAAAUCCGCUCCCCAAUGAGUGAGAAACUCCAUAAACAAUUCAUAAAGAACAGGAUCUUGAAGUUGAUGACUUAUGUUGCACUUAUUUUGACUUUUUAAAAAAUAUAAAAUUUAUAAAUUUACUCAUUUCUUAGCACUCAAAGUAAAGUGAUGGUUGAGUCUGAAAGUUUGUACGAAAAGUAGGUGUUAAAAAAUAAAACAUAUUUAAAUAAUACUUUAUAAAAUAGUCAGUAAAUUAAAAUACGAACUUAACCGCAUUUAAACGGCUUCAUUACAACUUAUAAUGAUACAAAAUAAACUCGCAGUCCCUAAAAAGCAAUGUUAGUGUCAUCUAGUCAUGAUCCAGUAAUUGAGAUGUUUUAUUCAGAGGUGCAAAGUAUCGGAACCUAGGAAGCUAGUUCCCAGAAAUUUUUGGGGAUGUGCAUUUUUGUAGAAAUUUUUACAGACACGUGAAAAUUGGACCGAUUGAUUAUCUAAAUUACCAAAUACCUGAUUAUUGAAAUGAUUAAACACCUAGUUAAUCUAUACUAACUCGAUACCUAAAUCACAGUGGAAAAGUUUCAUUAAAAAAAAUCCAUAUAGCCUGCGGUAGGAAAUUUGUUUUUAAUCCUGUAAGACUGUAACUACUAUGACUACUUCAGGAUUUAUCUUGUACACUUUAUCAGCCUUAAAGACAUAUUGCUUCACACAACAACACUUUAAGACAGUCACAAACGACAAUCUUGUUAUUUCCCACCUAUUUAUUGUAAUCUUUUUCAAAAAAAUCUGAGCCCUAAAUCCAGGUUCCAAGAAACCCACAUCUGGUAGUUCAUUGUCACUAUUUCUAAUGAUCAUCGUAUUCAAUUACAGGAUUAGUGAAUUAGACAUGGAACCUGUAAGAUACUCUGAAGCUGAACCCAAAAGAUACAGGUUGGUAUAAUCUGAACUGUUUAUUCUUCCCUUCGAAUGUGUCUUACGAGGAUAAAAUUUUUCAUAUGAAGAUUUUAUCCCACCUGACUGGGAGAUGAAUAUUUGCCAAUUUUGACCUAUAAUUUUUAUCUCUAUGUUUAUAGUCCACUACAUGACGCACACCGUGGUAUGAGUGAAAAUCCGCUGUAUCAAAGGUAAGUCCGUUAACCAAGUUUACAACUUUUUAAUAUUUUCCUAUAACUACGUACAGUAGGGUUGGUAGAUUGUAACUACCAAAUGACUCGAUUUUGUCAUCUUUGUUUUUUGGUUGGCCUGGGAAAAAAGUGAUCUUUUGGUGUGUAUUGUAUUUUCGCUAAAGCAACAAAUAGCUAUGUUUUCAUUUAAGAGGAGAUUUUUUUGUAUAUUACGUAACACGCGCUCAAAACUAAUGCGUAUAAUAUAUAUCACAAUAUCACUUAAGGUUAUGACUAAAUUCAAAAUUUUUAUUUUUCGAUACGUUUCUCAAUCGGCAAACAAACUUAAAAAGUAUGUUUAGUGCUUUAUCUGUAAAAUAAUGCUAAAAUGAAGAGAUUUUAGAUGAUACGCCAAAGAGAAAAUGAUGUCUGAAGUUCAGUAAGUUUUGCUUAUAUGGCUAUAAAUAUAUAUGGCGUCAAUUUUAAAGCAACAUUGAUAAUUGUAUUUUAAUUGACAAUUUUUAACUAUUAUUUUAUGUUUCUCAACCGGAAGAUGCAUUUAAAAAGGUAGCUAACUCGAUAAACUAGAGAAUAAAGCGAAAACAAAGUAAUUUUGAGAGGAACGCCAAAAAGAUUUUAGGUUUUGGACACUUUUCAGUGCAAAUACGUGACAUUGAAAAAAAUUGCCUCUUAACCAUUGUGUAAUAUCACGACUGGGUAAUUAAACCAACACACUGCGCGCUAUUGGUUGGUUGGGAGAAAAAACAAUACACACGUGACGAUAAACCGACCAUUUUUUGCAUAAACCAAGAACAAACAUAGAUAAUGACGUCUAUUAUGUCUGCAUCGAGUUCCCUAAAGCCCUGGGCAACCUAGGAAACAUUGUUUACUACCAAUGUUUCGCCAUGUUUCCAAGAGUGGGCAGACACUAGGAAACAUUAGUGAGAAACUUAGGGAAACAUCAAAUGUUUCUGAAUUCGCUAUAGGAAACAUUUUUGCUUCUUGGGAAGCAAAUUUUGUUUCCGCAACCAUGUUUCCAAGGGUGGGCAAACGGAAACAUUUGAGGAAACAUCGAGAAUGAAUCACAAAUGUUUCCACAACAAUGUUUCCUACCAAUGUUUCUCCAUGUUUCCCAGAGUGGGCAAACACUAGGAAACAUUAGUGAGAAACAUAGGGAAACGUCAAAUGUUUCUGAAUUCUCUAUAGGAAACAUUUUUGCUUCUUGGGAAGCACAUUUUGUUUCCGCAACAAUGUUUCCAAGGGUGGGCAAACAGGGAAACAUUUGAGGAAACAUCGAGAAUCACAACUGUUUCCUUCAAAAUUGACCAUGCAUAUUUUUUCUAGCGGUGGACCAGCUAAAGCUAAUUCCUCAUACGACGUACCCACCACUGCAAGAUAUCAAAACCACAACAACCUUCAUCGUCCACAGUCCGUAGGUAACCCCCUCCUUCCCUCCACCGCCCCCGCCGCCCCGGAAUCGAGCUACAUCGACGUAAUAAAAUCCCCAGAGGAGCUUCCCUCCAACUCUUUGCCGAUGAUAAAAUAUUUGGAGCCUUCAAGAAGCAGCCCCCAGGAUUUCACCGUAACAAUUCCCUUAGAGCGCUACUCUGACUCGGACGGCACCCCCACUGGCUCAUCUGCCGGGGGGGACGAUGUCUACGAAGCUAUGGAUGGAAGUAAUGCUUAGAGGGGUCAUGAUCACUGAUCUGGAAAAAUAGCUGGAUUGAUAACAAACUCCCACUGAUCUUCGAAAUGUUCUGGAUUGAUGGCAGCAUCCACUGACUGGGUAUUAUGACUGGACUGAUGUUCAACUUUUCAGAUUGGUGAUUGAGAUGUUCUCUCAGAGUUAAAAUAAUUUGGUAAUGUUGGUCAAUUUAGUUCCAACUUUUUCUUGAUUGAAUUCGCUUUAUACAGUAUCGCAACGGUACUGAAUAUUUAGAACUUAUAUAUUUUUCUCUUAUCUAUAGUGCUUUAAUAAUUUUUAACAGUUUAGUGAUAUAUUCAUCACUUUAAGCGCAAAGAUACAAUAUUUGAAACUUUGAAAGGUACAGUCCCAGGGGUGGAUCUACAGGGGGUGCGCACCCCACCUAGUGGUGUCUAGCACCCUCCUAAAGAAGUCCAAACCUUAAAAAUCUGCUUGAUCAUACAUUUUCUGCUUUUCGAAUUGCGAUUAGCGGAACUUCUACUGUUAGCGCGUGUCGAUUUCUUGAAACGAUUUAAUUGAUUUGUGAGCUCACGAGAAAAUACUCAGAAUGCUUUAGUUGAAUAUCAUGGUUAAAUGUAAACAUGUCGUGGUUGUUAUACAGCCAUGUUUUCAAUUGUACUUGAACAAGCACAUUUAGCGUUGCAGACUGCAGAGGAGAGUGGGCAGUAAGGCUCCCCCAUACACCACCCCAUGGAAAACUUGCACCCCUCCUUGCAGAUGAGCCUAGAUCUGCCUCUGUGCAUUCCCACUUCAACUUUACGAAAGUUAUCUAAGUUAUCGCUUUGCUUUCUUUAAAUGACUACUUGCCAAAAACAAUAUAAUUCUAAGUUUAUCUUAAUUUUUAUUAAUAAUAGUUUUAUCAAAGUAUUAUAUAUAACUUUUGUGUUUUUACGACCUUAAAUUAGUGUUAAAAUGUUUUUAACAAAGUUAUGAGGUUCUAUAAGUGUGUUUGAAAUAUAAGUAUUUUAUUUAUUUGCUACACAUCAGCCGAGGGAGGGGGGGGGGUUGCCAGAAUACCAGUAUAUACUUGAUUGAAUAGUGGCUCGAUAUACCAGUAUACCUAAAAUUCCAGUCCACCUCUGUCUGCUUGAUUACAGCAUCUUAGGUAAAUGUAGGCAACAUGAUACCCGUAUUUUAACCAGGGGUAUAGUCACGGGGGGAGUGGGUGGUCCGGUGCUCCCACCCCACUUUUCUGCAGGACCAAUUUU
Molecule: messenger RNA, 32391 nt
Organism: Paramuricea clavata
Lineage: Eukaryota; Metazoa; Cnidaria; Anthozoa; Malacalcyonacea; Plexauridae
Source: the annotation of a GenBank genome assembly